AGCCAGCAUUCGGUCGGAAAGGACGUCUCCUUCUGUUUGCAAGACCUAGACAAAAGCAGCAGCCAUGGCCGCCGAGGCUGCCUUGAACAAGAGCCUGGAUGACCUGAUUGCGGAGCAGCGCCAGAAGAAGGAUACAAAGACGCAGAAGAAGGAGGUGCGCCGCGGCAACAAGCCCGGCGGCGACCGCCCCGGCCCCGGCGGCAGCCGCGCGCCAAAGCGCGUGUCGGGCGGCGGGCCGCCCCCGCGCCGCGAGCCCCGCAACCUCUCCAUCACAGUCAAGGGCGGCGUGGGCAAGCGGGUGUCCGCCGGCGGCGGCGUGCGUGAGGAGCGGGAGCGGGAGGACCCUCAGCGCCGCGAGGCGGCACUGGAGGGCGGCGCCAAGUGGGGCCACGACAUGUACCGCGGCCCGGUGGGCGGCGGCGGCGGCGGCGGCGGUGCCCGGCGCGGGCCCCGCGACCCCACCCCGCUCGGCACCAAGCUCGGUCGGUCGGAGGGGACGGCGGAGGUGAUUUUCGAGGAUGCGGGGCACGCGGAGCGCGCGAUGCGCAAGUACAACAACGUGCAGCUGGAUGGCAACGCGAUGCAGAUCGAGCUGAUCCCGCAGGCGGCGCCCAGCGCGGGCGGCGGCGCCGGCGGCCCCCGCACCCUCAGCAGCGGCAUCCGCAUCAGCGGCGAGCGCGGCGGCACGCGCAUGGUGCAGCUGACGCGCCACUUCCAGCAGGCGGCGGGCGGCGCCACGCGCGUGCGCGGCCGCGGCAGCGUGCGCAGCGGCGUGAUGGCCAUGCAGGAGUGA
Messenger RNA from Chlorella variabilis, 793 nucleotides. RefSeq lists its product as hypothetical. Lineage: Eukaryota; Viridiplantae; Chlorophyta; Trebouxiophyceae; Chlorellales; Chlorellaceae. Gene Ontology annotation, molecular function: mRNA binding. The transcript has 6 exons. Gene Ontology annotation, cellular component: nucleus. The coding region runs from base 65 to 793 and encodes 242 amino acids. The record is from RefSeq and is a predicted model, not a curated record. Gene Ontology annotation, biological process: mRNA export from nucleus.